AUGCAAAGUGUGACUAGUCCACUGUCACGACGGCACAUGUUUGACGACUCGCCGUCCUACAAGCGCAAGCUGGUUUCGCCGGCCUGCAUGGCGGGAGAUCUCACCGCUGCCGCCGUUCAUAUCGAGACACCCACCUUGCCCACUCCAAGACGCUCGCUAUUCACCGCCAAAACCCCUGCAUUUCUCAACCUCCCUCCCCCAAACGACUCCUCGACGCCAUGUGGAGUCCCCAUGAAGAAGUCAAUGAGCAUGAUGGAGCCCAUGUCGCCGCUGUCCGCUGGCUCGGACGGUAGCACCACCUUUGGCAGUAGCACCAGCAGUAACACCAGCAGUAACACCAGCACCAGCAGCAUCCAGAUGCACCGGCUACGAAAGAACAACCGCAGCACCAGCAGUCUGCGGCUCACCAGCGCCGGCGUUUCGUUCGACCCCAUUGACGAGGAAGGUAGCUUACGUAAGCCGUUCCGUUUCUCGCUUGAGCUGGACUCGCCUGCCAACACCCGCUUCACACACUCCAUGAAUGAGGCCGACAGCAGCAUGGACACAGACGAGGAUGGCCUUGGUAGCUUGUCUCAGAACUUCCGUUUGGGAGGAAGCACCAGCCACUCCAACACACAUAGUCUGAACUUUAACGGCUUUACGCUCGGCGGCGCGGCAGACGAGAGUGCGGGUGCUGUUGCCGCAGCAGAUGUCACCGCUGACGACAUUAACGAUACGCCGUCAGCGCGGCCGGUACGGCCCUCUCUCAACCCGCUAUGCAAGCGGUCAUACAACUCGUCGUCCACGCCAUUUGCUGCCAAGUUCAAGCGGCCCCGACGAACCCACUCCAUGUUCCAGGACCCCAAGGAGCUUAUGCAGGAGGAGCUGGACGAGGAGAAGGAGAUGGUUCGACGCCUUUCGCUGUCGCCCGACGUUAAUAACAACGUGGACUCCUUUCUUGUGUCCGCUGACUGCACUCUGGAGUCGUUUUCCGUCGAGGGCGAUCCCUUCCGACGCAUCAAGCGAGAGACUCUGGUCCAGAUUCUGGACGGUCACUAUUCGCAUUACUACGAUCGCCACGUUGUGAUUGACUGCCGGUUCGAGUACGAGUAUGAUGGCGGCCACAUUGACGGCGCCAUUAACAUCAACUCCAAGGAUCGACUGGAGGAGCUGCUGUCCAACGAGGAGGGCAUUCUCGGCAACAACUGCAACAACAUGAUGCGGCCCGGCAAGCGGGGCGGAGACUCCCGGAAACGUACUCUGUUGAUCUUCCACUGCGAGUACUCUGCUCACCGAGGCCCGCGAAUGGCCAUGCAUCUGAGAAACCGAGACCGUCGGCUCAACAUGACUAACUACCCGCACCUGAACUUUCCCGACGUGGUGAUUCUGCAGGGCGGCUACAACCACUUUUUCGAGCAGUUCCAUACACGGUGCUACCCUCCCCAAUACGUCGAAAUGAACGAUUCCAUGCAUAAGAGCACCUGUGAGAGAGAGAUGGGCCGAUUCCGGCGUCACAUGAAGCUACGAAGCGAAAGCUCCAUCAACAAGCAGCAGGGCGUCAUCUGUUCGCCGGUUGGGUUGUCUCGUUCGCUGAGCGAAAACGUAGACUAUCAUCGACCCAAGCGGGUGGUGAGUUGCCAGCUGUGGCGAUGA
Molecule: messenger RNA, 1632 nt
Organism: Yarrowia lipolytica CLIB122
Lineage: Eukaryota; Fungi; Ascomycota; Dipodascomycetes; Dipodascales
Biological process (GO): positive regulation of G2/M transition of mitotic cell cycle; protein dephosphorylation; positive regulation of G2/MI transition of meiotic cell cycle
Cellular component (GO): cytoplasm; nucleus
Molecular function (GO): protein tyrosine phosphatase activity
Source: RefSeq, a predicted model, not a curated record